This is a messenger RNA of Ectocarpus sp. CCAP 1310/34, 4427 nucleotides long. NCBI's taxonomy places the organism in Eukaryota, Phaeophyceae, Ectocarpales, Ectocarpaceae. The record is from the annotation of a GenBank genome assembly.
GCUGCGGCUUCCCCUCUCGCUCGGCUUGUUGGGAGCGCUACAACGUCUCCGGCUUCGAAAAUAUUGCACAAACCAACCUGGGGGUGUUGUUGUUUCACCGGCCGCUCUCUUACUAAAUAAAUGCAUCACGUAAAGAAACUAAAAAUGGCCGCGCGCGCGGCAUCAUCGUCAGCUGCUCAUGCCGACGAAGAACACCGGCUCUCUAGCGGAGGGCGGCGACGGUACUUCGGCUCAGUGGAGCUGGGCGGCGCGGCCGGGCAAGUCAACACCAACGACGUCGUCGAAAUCGCGGAUCAACCAGGCCGCCAACAACAACGCGGGGUGGCCCAGGUGCUGUCGAUGUGGGAGGAUGAUUUAACGGGGGCGGUAAAAUUCCGCGCGCGAUGGCUGGUGCGCUCCUCGGAUCUGUCGAAGGAGGCCUUGUCAAGGCUUCGAACGGGCCGCCGCCGGUCUGCGGGCGACGGCAGCGGCGGCGAGGAGAAGCCAGGUUUGAAAGGCAAUUCUUUGCCCGAUCAAUCUCGAGAAACAGACGACGACGACGAGGUUUUUCUCACGACCAAGGAAGAAGAUCUCGACGCGGAUGCAAUCGUGAAGCCAGUGGCGAUCUCUGUGGCCGCGAGCGCGGCGAUCGACACCCUUCGGAAACCGAAGCGAAAGACGGGGCCCCGACUCACCCACGCCUUCGACGCUUCCUCCGGCGACUUUACCCCGGUGAAGGAUACGCACGCAAUCAUCACGCGCGCCAGAGCUCGCCAGGCGGAGGGUCUUGCAAGCGCAUCAAGUGCCUCCGAGAACAGUGCUGGUGCGACGGGCAGUAAGCCCGUGGCACAGGGUCGCCCGUGGUUUCUACCAAAGCGGAAAGACAGACAAGCGGCUGGCCGCGGGAGGGAUAUGGUGGAAACGCCAGCGCGUGGCACCAGCAAGGAACAAGAUUCGAGUGGCAGCAACGGGGAUCCUAGCGUCGCCACCGACUCGGAGGACCGGGGGGUUGAAAAGGACGAACACCAAGAAGGCAGCAACGACAACGACGACGAGAAAAAAUCAAGUAGGGGUAGCGGCGCUGCGGCCGCUUCCGCUUCCCCCGCCUCCGCCGACAACAGCAGCGAUGAAGCCUUAACACCGAGGAAGUCGGGCCGGCAGAAGAAGCUUCGGCAGUCGCUGAACGGCCGUGAGGCUGUGGAGGUUCCGUGGCACGGGCGCCGUCCCGGUGUUUCGGAGAUUGAGCGCCAAGGGCCGCCUCGCCCCGCUCGUUCUCGACGCCUGGUGAUGGCCUCCGCGGACCCCCCUCGCCCUCGACGCCUGGCGAUACCUCCCGCGAAUACAGCAGGGGCCGCUGCAAAGUGUGCAGGAGGCGGCGCCGUGCCCCACGCGGCCGACGUGGGAGGGUCCCCUGGCUCUGUGCGGACGCGCAGGUCUGCCGCGGGUGCAGCGGGAGCUCCGCCGUCGCUGAUGGGGAGCUCAACGGCACCUACCGCCGAGCUAAUACUUUCGGGCAAAAGGAAACGAACUCCCACAGCCAAGCGCAUGGAGGGGGACAACGAGCCAUGCGAGGCAGAAGCACCUGAUUUCAUCCCGCCCCGGCGGACUCUCGUCGGCGAGGACCACCAGGUGGAUAUUCCAGACCUUCUGCCUGCUGAGGAUAGAAGCAAAGCGGCGGCGGCAGGCCGUGCCGAGGGGACCGGCGCCGAGAUGGUCUGGCAAAGUGUCCGCGAUUGGGACCCGCACUCCCGUGGCAUGUUGGCGGGGUACCUUCAGGCAGCCAACACUAUGGUCAGGUCGAAGCAGGCCCGCCCAGGGGUGGCUAUCCACGUGCGCCUCGGCGGCAAGAAUGAAGAUGGCGGCGGCGGUGCCAGCACCAGCAAUGGCAACAACAACAGCUACGCCGUGUGGGCGCUCACGACUGGCGUUAGCAGCGCCUCCGGGGAUGUUCGAGUUGCGUGCUCGGAGAUCGCCCAGACGGAAAUUCCAGCCUCUGCCAUCCAGAGGUGCGAAGAAGAGGCCCUGGAGGCGCUGGUGAAAACGAACUGCGUCCUUGACAACUUCGAGCCGGCCCUCAAAAUGCUAGCGGAUAGCACGACGUCGCCAGAGAGCGUACAGCCGUGGUCGCUGGAUCAGGUUAGAACCCUCGAGGCCGCGCUGGACAAAGAUUUCGACGUCAACGGGCGUUCGCAGGGCUGGGCUCGGCCCGGGAUAGACAUGGAUCGUGAGGACUUCAUAGACAUCGCUAAAGUUAGCAAGGAGGUCCCGGGAAAAACGCCCGCACAGGUGUUGCAAUUCUACUUCAGAUAUCUUGCUGCCGCAAGGCCUCUGACAGACGUCGUCUACGGCCCAGAGGCGGCCGAGGCACGAAAGAGAGAGAAGCUCUCAAACGAUGACUCGGACGUGGAGAUACCGGUGACCCCUCGAGGGGCCUCCGGACGACCCGCCCGAAGCGGCUCAGACACCAGUCCGUCACAUCGUGUCACGAAGCAAGAGCCUGCCGGAACGCGCAGAGUCAGCCCCUCUCCUAACGGCAGCGAAGAACCCCGCGAGGCGACCACGAGCCCGAAAGGCACCGGGUCGCGCACGGCAUCGACCUCCGGCCUGCCAAUGCGGGGCGACGGCCCGCGCACCGGUGACAAUGGUAGCGACAGUACUCACGGGACACGAAAAGACCGCCCCUCUGAAGGGAGCGAAGCAGCUCCCGGGCCCCGUCCGCGUGACGCGGAGAUACUGCAGGUGGAGAGCGGUGACGACAGAAGCAAUCAUCGCACGUCUCGAACAUCAGCGCCUGUCGCUCGGGGCCCUGGAGAGCAAGACUCACGGUCCAGCCAAGCCGUCCCUCAGAGGAGGACUGUGUGGCGGCCGAUAUCAACCCCAGCGCCAAAUCAGCACCCGUCGGAAGGACUUUCGAUGCCACCGCGCUCGGUGCCGGGCAGAGUGCGAGACCAGCGUUCUGAUGGUGGGAGUGAUGUGGUCAUGGCAGAGGGUCGGUCAGGCUUUGGUGGAGGUGAACAAGUGUUCGGAUUCAUGGCCCCGUGCUGGCAUAUAUUGGAGAGGGCGCACGCCUACAUGGACCCGGAUCAACUUUCUUACAUGAAAAGUCUCAUCCUCGCUCAUCUCAGGAGGCCCAUGUCAAGGGAUCAGCUGCUUAAGAGGGUCAAGAGUUGCCUUCACGAGCAACAGCACAUCUACACCGCCUUUGUCAAGAUGUUUGAUCACGUUGACCAGACCCCGCUGAUGCCGCUAUUUCCGGCGACGAGAAGGACCCCGGCGGUCAUGCCACCCCAAGGACAUGUCCCUCAUGCCGCCUUUGCCGCCUACCCUCCCCCGGUAGAAGGUCCUCCCUACAUGAUACGCGGCACGACGCUAGGGAGUGGCGGCGGCAGCGGCGGCGGCAGCAGCGGCAGCGUGCGAAGGGGGGCGGCGCCGUCCUAUUUCUACCCGGGAAUGGCUGCUGCUCCCGAAGCCGGUCGCACGAGUGCCCGCCAGUGGUCGAUGCCACCGCACGGAGCAGGAAGUGCCAGCGUCGGCGGCGACGGUUACAGCGGGAUGCAUGAAGGAAGAGCUGGGGGUGCAGACGCUCUUCGUCAUCGUGGUGCGUACACUUCUCCUGUGCGCACUACUCCCGCUUACCAAGGCCGGCGAGACGUGUAUGACAGGGAUAUGGAACGGAGGGAGGCAUGGUCUGCACAGCAGCAGUCCCAGCAGCAGCCGAGGCCGCGGGGGGUGAAUGGGUCGGCGGUACGCCCGUCAACCGGACACGCGUCGGCUAGAUGGAUGCCCGGCCCUACGGAAGCGUCCUGGGGGGGCGGCGGCGGAGAUGUUUACCGCUGAAAAUGGAGCUGCCUGGCAUGGUGUGCGGAUUGUUGAUACUGGUUGCAUGGUUGCUUUUGCAACAUAUACUUGUGCGAGUUUAGCUACGUUGUGGCCUGUCUAGCUUUGGGAGGUGAAUGCGCCACGGCCCGGCACUUAUACACGAUAUUUUCUGCAUCGUCCUACGCCGUUCUGUAAGUAAACCUCACUCCAACACCCUCUUCUAUUUGCAUGUGAUUUUACCUCAUUAGGUGCCAGUCAACCGCAUUUUACUGAAGGCUUCUCGUUCCUUUGUUCUUCCACCCAUCAGCAAUUCUUGGGGGUUCUUGGUGGUCUUAGUAGAGGACGUGUGCUCACGGUAGCGCUUUUUAGUUACAGCAGUAGUCUAAUAGCAUUGUUUUUUGUGUCGGAGGUUGGUUCAUGUUUCCAGCGGCACCACGGGUGGUUCAUGUGAUGAAGGGUCCUAAACUGAGUGCGCAAAAGUCGUGGUGUGAUUGAUAUCGUGCUCGGGUUGGUGAGGAGGCGGUUGGAUCGUUGUGGUUCUCGUAACCCUCGCUCAACGUCCUGCCCCAGCCUAAUCCUGUACGGCCGACAGGCGAGGUUAGCGUAGGCAUGCCGGUCGCCCCGGUGGU